This is a messenger RNA of Manis pentadactyla (Chinese pangolin), 3375 nucleotides long. It is a transcript of the gene CIPC, whose product is annotated as CLOCK interacting pacemaker. Gene Ontology annotation, cellular component: nucleus. The transcript has 4 exons. The record is from RefSeq and is a predicted model, not a curated record. NCBI's taxonomy places the organism in Eukaryota, Metazoa, Chordata, Mammalia, Pholidota, Manidae. Bases 1237 to 2436 code for a protein of 399 amino acids. Gene Ontology annotation, biological process: negative regulation of circadian rhythm; negative regulation of DNA-templated transcription.
AUUACUGGGUUUUUUGGGUGGUAAGUUCUUAAUUAUCUGUGGCCUUAUCCCUUUAUUGUAGUUAAGCCUCUGCUUGGGCUUUCAUCUCACACCUUUGUCCAUGCACACAUGUUAUACACAUGACACCUUUUGAAGGGAACUCGAGCUCUCAGGGAAGUUGCCAAGUACCUAUAAAAAGAGAUCUGAGAGCAGCAUUUCAGAUCCUUUGCUUGUAAACCUUGGGUGUCCUCUUUAUCAAUCCAUAGAAACUUGAUUAGACCCCCCAUUAAUUUGGUGGAUUCAUCCCUGAGGUUUCAUCUUAGAAGAGGGGUAGAUGAGAUAUGUUUCCUGCAGGACACCAAACCUAGAAAUCAGAUCCUUAGGGUGACCAUGAUUUUUGGAAAUGCAGAAUCUUGACCUUCAAGCUGUUCAGGUAUUUUGGUGACAGCUAAGCUGCUAGGGCUGUCAGCAAGAUGCAGCAGGACAGAAGAUUUGUUGGAAUUUAUUAUUCUGUUGGGUAUCUCACACACCAAUUGUUGGGGGCUGAGAUUGCAAAGACGAAAAAACAAUUCUUGAGAUUGAGAACACAAAUAAUUCAACUCUAAUGUAAGAAAUGCAAAAGUAGAAGUAAGAGCCAAGUGCUUGGAACACUUGUUAGAAUUUUAUCCAAUAUUUAUAUAAACAUCUGUAUUUAUUGAUUUACUUUCUGUUAUGAGUUUCAGUGUGUACUGUACUCUCUGGGAACCUUUUGGACUCUAUGUUACAUAUGCACUUAUAAGAGACCAAAUUAGGUCGAUUCUGACAGUUUGAGGAGCUGAGGUUGGAGUCCUUCUAAUGCAGGGUCAGGCAUGUGAGGAUCUGAGAUGUUUGUAAAGCAGCGUUAGUGGUUACCAGUCUGUGCCAGGAAGCAGAGAUGGCACGGUAAGAGCCUCCUAACGCAUUUUCAACCCCCACUGCUUAUGAGUAUUUAACUUUAUUGUAAAGUAAUAUCAAGGAGGAAAAAUCUUGAGGUCAUUAGACUUUGCUGUUUGCAUGGUGGUGUGUCUGAGAGCUGGGGUAGUAAAUGUCAUCACUCUGUCUGCUUCCCUCCCAACGAGGGCUUCAUGUGUCCUGUGGAUGAGUGGUUCUGUUGUUCACUGGCUAAUCGAUGUCCUCAGCACCACUCCCAAGACAGAAGUGCCUCUCCUCCCAAAACAGAGGGUCAAGGGCAGUCGGAUGAAAAGCAUACUGAUGAAUCCACUUCCUUCACAGUAAAAUAUGGAGAGGAAAAGCUCAUCCAGAGAGAGCCCCAGAAGGCCCUCAACCAGACUAGUCAAAGGCGCAGACACCAAAGAAGUGUCUCGGCAGCUCGGCAUGGCAGCUGCCGAGUCAGAUAAGGACUCUGGAUUUUCAGAUGGGAGCUCCGAAUGUCUGAGCUCGGCAGAGCAGAUGGAGUCCGAGGACAUGCUGAGCGCCUUAGGCUGGAGCCGAGAAGACAGGCCAAGGCAGCACUCCAAGACUCCCAGCAGUGCCUUCCCUACACUGUCCCCGAUGGUUGUCAUGAAGAACGUGCUGGUCAAACAGGGCAGCAGCUCAUCCCAGCUCCAGUCAUGGACUGUCCAACCCUCCUUUGAAGUUAUCUCAGCACAGCCACAGCUCUUAUUCCUUCAUCCAUCUGUACCGUCUCCUGCCAGCUCAUGUCACACUGGAGACAAAAAGUCGGACUCCAGGAACUACUUGCCCAUCCUAAAUUCUUACACCAAAAUAGCCCCACACCCAGGCAAAAGGGGCCUUUCCUUCAGCCCAGAAGAACGAGGAGAGAGUGGAGUGCGAAAGAAAAUCUGUACAGAGAGCCUUGGGCCGAGCUUGUCUUCCAGUGAGCCGACCAAGACUGGGGCUGUGCCAUCCAGUCCUCCGGCUCCAGCCCCCUCCAGCGCCAAGCUUGCCGAGGACUCCGCUCCGCGGGGUGUGCCCUCCCUGGUGGCAGGUGGAAGUCCACAGACUCUUCAGCCGGUGUCCAGCAGCCAUGUGGCUAAAGCUCCCAGUCUGACCUUUGCUUCCCCUGCCAGUCCAGUCUGUGCAUCAGAUAGCACUCCACAUGGGUUAGAGAGCACCUCCCCGCUCUCACCACUCUCCGCGAGUUACAGCUCACCUUUAUGGGCUGCAGAGCACCUCUGCCGCAGUCCAGAUAUCUUUUCAGAGCAGCGGCAGAGCAAACAUAGGCGCUUUCAGAAUACCCUCGUAGUCCUGCACAAAUCCGGUUUGCUGGAGAUCACUUUGAAAACCAAGGAGUUGAUUCGUCAGAACCAGGCAAUGCAGGUGGAGCUAGACCAGCUAAAGGAACAGACUCAGCUGUUCAUAGAGGCUGCCCAGAGCAGGGCCCCUCAGGCAUGGGCCAAACUGCAGGCCUCUUUAACAUCAGAGUCCAGCCACGCUGGCAGGCACCUAGAAGUGCUCUCUGACCACCCAGACAUAUAACCCAGAAGGCAUAUUUUCCUGUUAUUUGAGUGCUUCUUUUUACUCUUUUGCUGUUAUUUACUUCUGUUUCCCAAAGCUUAUGUAAGAGCUUUUCCUUAAACUAAAACUCUUCAGUGGUUCACUUAUGAAGCCACAUGCCAAUACUUGGCUGCUGUCUUAAGCUGUGGUCUGUGCACAGUUUACAUAUGUCUCUGUCCCACUGCAAAUCUCGGAUUUGGAGUGUCCUUGAGUCCCUUUUCCUUAGCCUGCAGACACUUAGAUGGGUCAUGGGGCAAAACAGGAGGGAGGAUUGUGUGGGGCUCUUCUAGCUGUCACCUCCCACCAGCCACUAUUACUGUGAUCAAGGGUACAGUGACAUGGAUGAGCCUACGGAGUGAUGCCUGUCAAACCAGGGAAUAGGUGACAUAAAGAUCCCUUCAUGGAUCUUCCUUUGAAUGCCUCAGUCACAGAGAAAAAUAAGAGGAGGUGUGUCUGCAUUCCACAAGGCCUUGUUUCAUUUGGAUGAAACCUUAAAUGCUUUUGGGCACAGGUUGGGCCUGGGUGCAAGCACUUAAUCACGUGCAGCUUUGUUUUCUGAAACUUGAAGGGCAAGGGGAAAGAGUAAUACCAUUUAACUCUUCCACUUUAAUCACAAGUCAGAUUUCACUUAAACUGGUAGGCAGAAUGCUUCUGAUUUUUGAAGUAUAGAAUGGAUUCAGUACCAUCUGGAAUUACAGUUGAUGGAUUGAUUUUUUGACUUAAAGUCUGAAGAAAGUAGCCAUGGCCAGCAUCUCUUGGUCAGGAGUUGGAAGAGUCAGGAAAUUUAUGCUUCCUCUCCCCACUUUCUUCUUUUAAAAUAAUGCAACCUGUUUCAUGUGUGGAAAUCUUAAAAGAUAGUCCCAUGGUUUCUGAGAGUGUAGUGUAAGUUAACCCUCUGCUGCCACCUUUUUUCUUUUUGUU